GCUUUUGGCAAUUUUCCUAGAAACUCUGCCCAUCUGGGGGUGGUUAUUACCUGCUGGUAACAGCACUGGCUCUGCAGCCUUCACCAGUGUGCUGGAGACUCAGAUCUGCACGUUUACGCCACACCUUGAUCUCUGACCACAACCUGCAUUCCUACAUUCGUUUUGAUUUCUGACACAGGAAAUGGCAUUGCUCACACUUGGUUUACUGUAAAUCAGUUUAUGGAAUGUGGAGUAAUAUCAGUCACAUGAAAAUAGGGAAAGGAGAAUCUUCUGAGAAUGGGGAACAAUUUGGCAAUUGUGAGAGGAAGAUGGCAGUGGGCUGUUAAAGACCUUUGACGAUUUCUUUAACAUCUGAAAUCUUUCCUUCCCUAGAUAUUGCUUGUGAAAGGCCAGGGUACUUUACAAGGAAUAGAAAUCCAUUGAUAAAAAAAAAACUUUUCUAGCUUGUUAUCCUGAGCUUCUUAAAAGUAGCCUGCAGAAGCCCUGGGGUUUGCUCAUUGCUUAUUUCAGAGAUCAGAAACUCUGUCAUUGUAAUAGCAAAUGGAAUAAAACUUAACAAAACAAGACAGUGAGCUGUGUCUGACAGGACAGGUCAGGAUGCAGGCUGGUUUUCUCCAGCAUAGAUGAACAGCAGUGAAGGUUUCCUGGAGAUUUCCUAGGCCUGAAUUAAGCCCGGGGUGGCUGUUCUUGUCGUGAAACAUGACUAAAAUGGAAAAAAAAGAAAAAGAAAAAAAAAAAUUAAGAGUUUUAUUCUGCCAGAGCAGGAGUAUCUUUUGUGGUCCUUCGCACAUUGAUUUACAGCUGUGGAGUGCCACUUAUCAGAACAGUGAAUGGAAAUAUGUGAAAGUCACUUUGUUAUUACAACGGUUUUUUACUUCCUCCUGGCAGUCAGCAAUUUGGGGAACUGUUUCUCUUGGUUUUUGACCGUGCAACAGUUCUCAGUGCUGAAGGAAGCAUGACAGGGAAACUGUUUUCUAAGAACCACUCAAUGGUAGCUCAGGAAAGUUUUUAUUGCCCACAUCACACUCACCAGAUUAACUUUUACAGCUCUAUCCAAAGCUCACGUCCCCAGUUUAUGCUUUAUUUGCAAUAAGGUGACAGAAGCAAGGAGAUGAGGCUGCAGACCUGGAAGCCCUUUGCGAAACUGUGAAUGUUUCCUGCUUACGGUCUGGAAAAUGAGACAUACACUGCUGUGUGGGUACAUAUGUCUUUGCAUGCUAGUUCGGGCAAAUUCUGUAGCUAAACAGCAGACAGGCUUGUAGUGAGAUGCUGCACUACAGCAGCUGAGAGACUGAACGCGUUGCUGUGUUGUCACCUGGCUCCUUCAGGCGGGGCACCCGCUGCACAGAGCCAGUGUCAAGCGAGGCCCCCACACAACCAAGGCCUGCUGGCCGUCUCCUAUUGAUGCCAGCGUCAUUCCCGUCACCGAAAAGAGCCGGGAACAGCUGUAAAAAGCCGUUAAGGCCGGCCAGACGCCCCCAUCGCGGCGGCCCCGCGGCGGACAGCCGGCACGGCGCAUGCGGUGUGCGCACCCCAUCGCCCCGCCGGAAGCGCGUCCGGCGACGGCAAGAUGGCGGCGCUGUUGGCGAGAUUCAGCCGGGCUUCCUGCCGCUUACGCGCCGUGCGUCCGACCCUGGCCGCCGCCGCCCUGCCGCACCGCUGUCCGGCCGCCCCCCCGGAUCCUCCGCGGCCUCUCAGCUUCUCGGCGGCCGAGCUGGUGCGCGCCGCGCCGGGUCCGCUGCGGCCCUAUCUGCAUCUGAUGCGCCUGCAUCAGCCCGCCGGGACGUGGCUGCUGUACCUGCCGUGCACCUGGAGCAUCGGGCUGGCGGCUGAGCCGGGCUGCCUACCCGACUGGCACAUGCUGUCCCUGUUCGGCGCUGGGGCGGUCCUUAUGCGUGGGGCUGGCUGCACCAUCAACGACCUGUGGGACCGUGACUACGACAAACAGGUUGCAAGGACAGCAGGAAGACCCCUGGCAGCUGGAGAAAUCUCCACUUUUCAGUCCUUUGUUUUCCUUGGUGGACAGCUCAGCCUGGCUCUCUGUGUGCUUCUGUGUCUGAAUUACUACAGUAUCAUCCUGGGAGCAGCCUCCUUGUCUCUUGUGGUCACCUACCCUCUGAUGAAGAGAAUAACAUAUUGGCCCCAGUUAGUUUUGGGGCUUACGUUUAACUGGGGAGCCCUCCUUGGCUGGUCUGCCAUCCAGGGGUCCUGCAACUGGUCCGUGUGCCUGCCCUUAUACUUUGCUGGAGUCAUGUGGACCCUGGUCUAUGACACCAUAUAUGCUCACCAGGAUAAGAGGGACGACAUCGUUAUUGGUGUUAAGUCCACAGCAUUGAAAUUCAAGGAAGAUACAAAGCAAUGGCUCAGCGGCUUCAGCACAGCAAUGGUCUUGGGUUUGUGUGUGGCAGGAAUGAACUGUGACCAGACUUUCCCCUAUUACUCAGCAGUGGCUGCCAUAGGUGCUCACCUAGCACAUCAGAUUUACACUUUGGAUAUAGAUAAGCCUGAAGACUGUUGGAAGAAAUUUGCUUCAAAUCGUACUGUAGGAGUUCUGCUCUUCAUAGGCAUCGUGCUUGGAAAUCUCUGGAAAAGGAAAAAUUCUGAAACUGUAGAAGAGACUUUAGAUAGCAGGUAGUUGAAAUUAUUGUACAUAUUGAUGUUUUAAUCUGGCUAAAAUUAAUAUCUCUAAGUUGGGGAGAAGCACUUUUAACAUGAUUAUUUCUGGUUCUGUUUAUUUAUAAAAAUCUGAUGAUUUUUUUUUCUAAAAACAAACAAACAAAACCAACAAACCACAACAAAACCAAGCACAUGAGACUAUCUUACAAUGUAAGCUGUGAUUACUCUUGAACGACUUCAACCUCCCUAGUAGUGAGGCUGCUCAGUUGGUCCUAUAUUAUACAAGGGAACUCCUGGUCUGCUCUCCAGACUUUGAGCCCAGCAGUUUGUACAGAACAAGACUGAUGUCUCAGUGGCAGGACGUGGGAAAAUGCAAAGCAAUUCCAGUAUGUAAAUAAAAUCUGUCUGUACGUG
Molecule: messenger RNA, 3030 nt
Organism: Phasianus colchicus (ring-necked pheasant)
Lineage: Eukaryota; Metazoa; Chordata; Aves; Galliformes; Phasianidae
Gene: COQ2
Product: coenzyme Q2, polyprenyltransferase
Biological process (GO): ubiquinone biosynthetic process
Cellular component (GO): mitochondrial inner membrane
Molecular function (GO): 4-hydroxybenzoate polyprenyltransferase activity
Source: RefSeq, a predicted model, not a curated record